Molecule: messenger RNA, 513 nt
Organism: Peronospora matthiolae
Lineage: Eukaryota; Oomycota; Peronosporomycetes; Peronosporales; Peronosporaceae
Source: the annotation of a GenBank genome assembly
AUGCGCACCAAGAGUGACUUGAAGGCGCGUUUCGAAAUGACCGACAGCGGCAAGUGCGCAUUCGUGUUGGGCAUCAAGCUGGUGGACAACGACAACGGUAGCGUGACGAUGUGCCAGCGACGCUACGUGGAAGAUGUCCUCAAGCGUUUUGGCAUGAGCGACUGCAAAGCCGCCACCAGCCCAACAGACAUUAGUUCUCGACUCAUACCAAGCACCGCAGCAACUAAAAUCGACGCCCCGUUUCGUGAAGCAGUAGGCGCUUUGAUGCACUUAAUGAUCGCGACACGACCGGAUGUUGCCUUUGCUGUGAGUUACGUUUCGCGCUUCAUGGAAAACCCCCAAGUCGAGCAUUGGAUGGCGGUCAAGCGCAUUUUGCGAUACUUACAAGGGACUAAGUCGCACCGUAUCAGUUUCAAGUCUGAUGACAAGAUAGACUUCUGUGGCUACUCGGAUGCAGACUGGGCCAGCGACCAUGCAGACCGCAAGUCGACUGGGGAUAUGCGUUCAUCCUGA